This is a messenger RNA of Letharia columbiana, 333 nucleotides long. RefSeq lists its product as uncharacterized. The record is from RefSeq and is a predicted model, not a curated record. The transcript is spliced from 2 exons. The coding region runs from base 1 to 333 and encodes 110 amino acids. NCBI's taxonomy places the organism in Eukaryota, Fungi, Ascomycota, Lecanoromycetes, Lecanorales, Parmeliaceae. Gene Ontology annotation, cellular component: ubiquitin ligase complex.
AUGGGCCUCGUCUACAACACCUACCUCAACUCCGACAAAAUCUUUGGCUGCAAAAACUGCAAGACGCAUCUCGCAAGCCACGAUGCUAUUAUUUCACGCAAUUUCCGUGGCCAACACGGCAAAGCCUACCUCUUCAACGCCGUUGUAAAUAUCUCUCAAUCAGAAGCCACGGAACGGAAUAUGACCACCGGCCGUCAUAUUGUACGGGAUAUAAUGUGCCGACAGUGCAAGGAGACGGUGGGGUGGAAGUACGACAAGGCGUACGAGCCGAGUGAGAAGUAUAAGGAAGGGAAGUUCAUACUGGAGGCAGAGUUGCUGUGUACGGUGUACUAG